Messenger RNA from Rangifer tarandus platyrhynchus (Svalbard reindeer), 327 nucleotides. NCBI's taxonomy places the organism in Eukaryota, Metazoa, Chordata, Mammalia, Artiodactyla, Cervidae. The record is from the annotation of a GenBank genome assembly.
AUGAUGGGAUGUAAAGGGUGCUACCCGCAGCAAGAAGUCACAUCAGAAGUGAGCCAGCAACCCUGCCCUCCGCCUUCUCCACCAUUUCCUUUCCUCUCCAAGCCCUGCCUCUCCAGUCUAUUCCAGUACAUUUCUUUCCUGUGCCUGGGGGGUUACCUCCCUUUGUACCACCAGGGGCUGCUUUCAUUUUCUAUUUAUGUAAUGAUCCCUUCAAUGGGAGAUCUUUUAGCUAGAAGCAAAAGCAACACUGCCAAUUCCUGUCUCCAAAUACCUGGGACCAGGGUCUCUUCACCACUAGAAGUCCUCCAGAUCAGAUUCCCAGAAUAA